This is a messenger RNA of Hemibagrus wyckioides, 4353 nucleotides long. RefSeq names its product plakophilin 3a (gene pkp3a). The record is from RefSeq and is a predicted model, not a curated record. Bases 182 to 2809 code for a protein of 875 amino acids. Gene Ontology annotation, cellular component: adherens junction; cytoplasm; plasma membrane. Gene Ontology annotation, molecular function: cadherin binding. Lineage: Eukaryota; Metazoa; Chordata; Actinopteri; Siluriformes; Bagridae. Gene Ontology annotation, biological process: cell-cell adhesion; cell-cell junction assembly. The transcript has 13 exons.
UAUCUGCUAGAACAAAGUUCACUCCCGCUGUUCUGUCGUCGGUUUCGUUAGGAUUACCAUAGUCACGAACGCUUGUUGAAUGCCGAUUUAACGCGUCACGACACUACUUUAGGACUCGUUGCGCUUUGCUUGUUGUUUAUUUCUGUAUUCUACGCUUCGCACUGAGUUGGACGGCUUCGCCAUGAGCGCGGUGUCUGAGGGUGUCUUUCUCUCGGCUCUGCAGCCAAACAACUCCAGCGUGAGCACGUACGCCUUGCCGGCCGAGACCGAGCUCCCGCACGGCGGCGCGUACUCAGACGAUGCAACGCGAAGCAAGCGCGUCCAGCAGCAGGUGGCCCAGAGACUGUCCGAGAAAUCCACCCUGACCCGGCGGAACAACUCCACCUCCGCACAGUACGCCACCACCACCUCCGCGCAGUACGCCACCACCGCCUCCGCGCAGUACCCCACCUCAGAGUAUGGUGGUUCUUCUACAAUGAUGAAGUACCAGACCUACAAUCCUAACUUCAGCUCAAAGUCCCAUAUGUACUCCAGCACCACCAGACCAGUAAUGGCCCACCGACCAUCUCAGCACAUCAGCAGUGGCUACUCAUCUCGCUCAGCCAUGGACUAUGGCACAAGAUCUCAGAUUAGUCGAGGGGCUGCUGGAGGACUAAUGUAUACCCAUGAUGACAUGGGUGCUAUGGCAGGAAUGGGUACCAUGGGGGGUGGCUACCAAGGUGGCCAGUCUCAGCAGUAUCAGAUGAGCACGACAAUGCGCUCCAUGAGCCAUGGGGUUCCUGAUGCAGACGUGGCAUCAUUGCACUCAUUACGCAUACAGUCCCUGCCUCAGCAGCAGGUUACCACUUGGAUGACCCGAAAUGGCAGUGAGGGAAGUCUGGCAUCAGACCAGGAUGCCACUUUCUCACGGCAGGAAGCAGGUUAUAACAUGAGCAAUGGUUAUGCAGCCACGUAUUCACACCCAUUCACUACGGUCAAUGACUUCAACUCUGGAGCCAGACAGGCUUCAGUGACUCUUCCAAUCAGACGUUCCCUCAGCGGAACCCUGGCCCGCAACGGAGGCUAUGGAGUCAACGUGGAGGAUGAGGCCUAUGUGCGUCAAUCCUACAAAGGUCCCUCACAGCGCACCAUCAGCAGGAUCACUCAGAGCCGUCAGAAUCGCAACUCGAUGUCAGCGGGGAGUAUGCAGGGAGGUGCCAGCACAGGGGGCUUUGUGAUUGGUGGAAGCUCCCAGGGUACACUGAUAAAGCAGGGAAGGAUAUCUCGUGCUCCUUCCAUGAGGAGUGUGAUCAGUGUGGGCAGAGGCAAGGACGUGUUUGAUGGCUUGGAUAUGACCGGCAGCCUGGGCAAUCUGAGCGGAUUGAGUUCUCUGGACAUGCCAACUGCUGUGAAAUACCUAAGCUCCCCUGACAAAGACGAGCAAAUACUUGGAGCUGCUUACAUCCAGCAUGAGUGCUACAGCAGCAAAGAGGCCAAGAAACAAGUGAACCAGCUGAAAGGCAUCCCCCCACUGGUUGAAUUAUUUACCAGUGAGGCUCAGAGGGUGCAGCAGUAUGCCACUGGAGCAGCCAGGAACCUCAUCUAUGAGAACAUGGAAAACAAAGUGGCUCUUAUUGAGGCUGGAGGAAUCCCUAAGCUUAUGGAAGCUCUGAAAGAACCAGAUGAUGAACUUCAAAAGAACAUCACUGGUAUUCUGUGGAAUCUCUCCUCUAAAGACAACCUGAAAGAGAAGUUGGCGAGGGAGACACUUCGAAAACUGACUGAAGAGAUACUGAUUCCUCUCUCAGGCACUGGAGAAAGAGAAAUAAUUGAGCACACAGAUUCAGAAGCAGACAUCUUCUUCAAUACUACUGGAUGCCUCAGGAACCUAAGUUCGAUAAAUGCAGUGACCCGUCAGCAGAUGAGGGAUACUCAUGGACUAAUUGAUGCCCUGGUGGGCUACCUUCAGAAAGCAGUGGAAGACAGCAGAGUAGAUCAGAAGGGAGUGGAGAAUGUUGUGUGUGUGAUGAGGAACCUGUCCUAUCAGCUGUACGAUGAGAUUCCCCCCUCAACCUUGAUGCGCUUGGAGGGCACCAGUCGAAAUCAGACUGCCUCUAAAGGAGAGCCUAUUGGCUGCUUCUCUCCUCAGAGCAAGAAGGCAAAAGAUAGACAGAAUCAAGACCUGUCUACAUUCACCGAGGUGGCCCGGGUGCCUAAGGGAUGUGAGUGGCUGUGGCACCCAAAAGUGAUAGGGCUCUAUAACCUUGUCCUUUCACGCUGUGAAUCAAACACAACCACACGAGAGGCUGCUGCUGGAGCUCUGCAGAACAUUACUGCUGGAGACAGAAGGUGGCCAUCCAUCCUGAGUCGUGUUGCUUUAGAACAUGAGCGCAUGUUGCCUACAAUUCUGGAUAAACUCAAGGCGACCAACGAUCUAGAACUGCGGUCUGUCACAGGCUUCCUCAGGAACCUGUCCCGUCACUGCAAGGACAAGAACGCUCUGGCUCCUAAGUUGGUGUCACACUUAGUGGCAAUAUUGCCAGACGAUGGCACUCAGAAGACCCCUUCCCCUGACGUGGUGAUAAAUGUCUGUGGUGCACUUAACAACCUCGUAAGCUGUAGCGAGGUGGCUGCACGAGACAUAGCCUUUUUUGAUGGAUUGCCCAAGCUGACAGGCAUCAAGAAUUCUCAUGAUAGCAGUCAAAUGAAACAGAAGCAAGCCAGAGCAGCAGCUACGGUCCUUUGCAACAUGUUCCAGUAUAAAAAACUACACAAAGAUUACAAAAAGAAAGGAUUCCAGAAAGAGGAUUUUUCAGAGCUGAGCUUCUAAAUAAAGACUGAAACCAUGUGGAUGUAAAUGCAUAAAUGUAAAUGAGGAAUGGAAUGACAAAAGAACAGAAACCCAGAGCUGAAUAUUUCAGCUGUGACUUUUGGCUACUUCAACACAACCUGUCCUAGAAUACAGGAAGGCCAUAUCUGUAAACCAUCAGCAUAAUUAAAUUAAAAGUAUGCUGUUCUAAUACUGGACUUGAUUGAUGGAGGAUGCACCUUAAUUCAGUUCCUGUAGACCUCGAUUUUUCCUUCUCUUCAGGGAUUUUUGGCCACUGUUUUUUUUUUUUUCUCUCUCUGGCCACUCUCAGCAGUGUGCAGGACGAUUAUGGACUGUUGUGUUUCUGUUUUCCCAAUAACAUGGGCAGUGCCCUUUCUUAGCAUAUGGUAGUUUAUGGGAUUAAUUUCUUUUUAUAUUUUUGAAUUGUAAACUACUGUGACUGGGUUUUCCCCCCUUAAACAUCAGGACUGACAUCUGGGGGAUCUGGUUGUGGGAUUUAACAAAAAUGUGAGCAGGAUGCUAAAUAUUUCUAGACUUCACCAAAUACAUGCUGUAACUGUUUCAGAAUUGCCAUAAUGUUUUGUUAAUGGGUCUGUAUUGUUAUAUUGAGCCUUUAAGUAAAAGGCUAUGUCUCAAUACUUGCACUGUGCAUAAUGGUUAUGAGCAUACACAAUUUACAUUACUAUCUAGUACCAGGAUUUGUAGAAUAGUUAGGGUAGUGUCAAAUGAAGCAUUGUCUACCACUAAAUGGCAUUUUGUGUGUCUUUUCAGUCAUUUAGAGCAAAUGUAAAUGUCAGGUGUAAAAAUUUGUCAUCUUUACUUUCUUGUGCUAUUCUAAUACAUCAUGAGAAUAUUUAUUCUACCCUGCAUCAUCUCACUGAGUUCACAAAUGCUUGCAGUGAAGACAUUUAGACAGAGUUACAAAAGCAGGCUAAACAUAAGAGAAUAUAAGUCCUGUUCUGACCAACGAUAACGGAUAUAUUUCAUGGUGUUGUAGUGUUGUAGUAAAAAUCCUUAUGAAUGUAAAUUGUCAAAUUGUUGCUCUCUGUUUCCAUUCAAAGCAGCUAUAUAUAUAUAGAUAUAGAUAUAGAUAUAGAUAUAGAUAUAGAUAUAGAUAUAGAUAUAGAUAUCUUUGCUUAAGACUUUUUUUGCAAUGUUGUACAAGUAACUUUCAGCAACAGUAACUUGCCUGCAAAUUUUCUAGAAAUUAUCUUUCAUUUUAAGAAUUUUUCUCUUAUAAAACCUGAAUGUUUGGGAUAUAUGAUUGGAUAUAUGGAGUGAUUGAAUAUAUGGAGUGGUGUCUAUGAAAUAACUAUGCAUUUUGUACUACUUUCUAGACAUUGUAAUAAUUUCUUUUUAUUUUAUUUUAUUUUAGGGGAAUUUAUGUGAAAUGAUGAGGGUGUGUUCAAUUUGCUAAAUUCUGUAGUGAGAUUUGUCAAGGUUAUGACUAAUAUACACUGCCUGUUUUAUACAAUUCUAUGCGAGCACAUUCUUAGUUGUAAUAUGUUGCCUUAAUGAAAAUAAAUAAAAUAUUAUCUGAUGGA